Messenger RNA from Zingiber officinale, 1990 nucleotides. RefSeq lists its product as uncharacterized. NCBI's taxonomy places the organism in Eukaryota, Viridiplantae, Streptophyta, Magnoliopsida, Zingiberales, Zingiberaceae. Gene Ontology annotation, cellular component: cytoplasm. Gene Ontology annotation, molecular function: mRNA binding. The transcript is spliced from 7 exons. The record is from RefSeq and is a predicted model, not a curated record. Bases 114 to 1625 code for a protein of 503 amino acids.
CCCUAGCAAUUCAUUACACCUCACGCCUAACCCACCGCUGCCUAUUGGGGGGCGCUCGAAGAAGUAAGAGCCGGGGGGCGGAGAGAGACUUCGGCGAGAUAUCGACGCCGCAGAUGCAUCGGCGUCGGUUGCCACUCCACAUCCCAUCCAUCUCCUCGUUCCGCUGCCUUGCUCGCUUCCUCCACUCGGAGCCCCUCCCCUCCGAUCCCCGCCUCGGUUUUGUCCGCCAAGAGUUGCAAUCCAUUGAUCACCGGUCUUCGCCACUGCCUAAUGGACCGCAGCAGCAUUCCGUACAUCACCCGAGGAGCGACGUUGCCAUAGAGGUGGAGGUAUCUCACCCGUGGCCGGAAUGGGUGCACUUCAUGGGGCUCCUCUUCAGAAAGGGCUAUUUGGACCGCUCUAACGUGCAGGCGCUUCAUGGGUCUUCUUACUCUUUCAGCGCCUCUAAAGAUUCUAAUAGUAUCAGGACUGCAUGCCUCAAUUUCGCAAGAGACCGACUUGAUAUCGUCAGAUAUUUGUCUAGAAGAGACAUUUAUAUAAUUGGGCAAUGUGGAUGUCCCAGCCUUGACAGAAAAGUAGUCAACUCAGGAAAGCGCAUGAGGGCUCAUGUGGGUAUCCAGGAAGGAGAUGUUUGCAGCUCAUGCAGUCUACGAGGAAAUUGUGACAGGGCAUAUGUUAAGGCACGUGAAGAGGAAGUUGGGAGAACUGUUGAUGUGAUGCGCAUUCUUUUGACCUAUGGACUGGAUGUUAUAACUGGAUCAGUAGAGAAUCCAGCAUGCUUAAACAAAACUGUUCAUGAAUCUGUCAAGAAACUACUGAAUGAGAUGGUGGAAUUUGGUUCGAAGGAUGUUAACUCAAACAGUCUAAUGUCAGCAUCUAAGAGGCAUUUUGCCAGGCAGGAAAAAUCAAGCACUCCUCUACUUUUUAAAGGCCAGAUUUCUGUUCCUAUGAAGCAAGGAGAUUGGAUCUGUCCAAUAUGCAAUUUUCUGAACUUUGCCAAGAACAUGAAAUGCUUGCAUUGCAAUGGGGAGUCCCAAGAGAGAUUUAAGAGGUUGCAAGAGGAUGAAAAUCAUCUUCCUCUGAAGAAAGGUGAUUGGAUAUGUGAAAAGUGUAAUUUCUUGAACUUUGCCAAGAAUACAAAGUGUUUGCAAUGCCAUGAGAAGCCAUGUAAUCGGCAGCUCAAUCCUGGAGAAUGGGAAUGUGUCUCGUGUAAUUACAUUAAUUUCCGAAAGAAUGCCUUUUGUUUAAAAUGUGGCUGGAAGCGACCAAAAGCAAUGAAUGAUUUUUCUACAUCCCAACCUGAUGGUCAAACAGAUGGGAAGAGUUGUGGUUUCACAUUUGUUAGAGAUAGUGUCAUCACUGGAAACAAGUCUGUGACACAAGAUUCUGAACUCGGUUUUCCAAGUUUUGUUGAGGCUGAAAUUGAUGAUAGCAAUGGCAGUAAGUUCGAUUUACGGGAAAGUUUUGAUAAUUUUCCAAUAAUUGGAGGUAGCAGUGAAGUUUCACAAAAUCCUACUGCAAGGCAGAGGUGGAAGGAAAAAAUGUUUAAAACAAGGCAUCAAGAGCCCAUUACUGAAUCUAUAUAUGAAACUGACGGUUUGGUAGCAUCUGCAAGACAUACCUAAUGAGAAUGACAUGGCAGAGUGAUUUGGCCUGCCUUCUGAUCCACCAAGGCAAAUUGGUGAGGGAAAAACGAUGCAUUCUCUUUCAGAUGGCCUUAGGUGUUUAAGAGAAUCAUGCCAAAGAGACUAGAAUAAUCAACUAUCAUUCUUCCAUUGGUAUGCUAGUUUUCUAGCACAAUUCAUAAAAUUAUAUUUUUUGAAGAGAUAUACAUCUGUCAAGGAAUUGGUGCUUCUACAAUAAACUUGUAUGAAAGAAGCAACUUGUGAUUUCUUAUUGCAGUUAUAACUAUUUAGUCGAACCUAACUAGUUGUAAUAUAUUUGCGUGUACUCAGCACUAUCUAUACAGCCCUUGAGUUGAUUUUGCUUA